AUGAAUGGAAAUUCGAUGCUUUAUAAUAAUAAUAAUAAUAAUAGGGAUAAUAAUAUAAUAGAAUCACAGUCCACCAAAAAGUAUAAUCAAUAUCUAUGUCCAUCACAUACAUGUGAUCCAGGAAUAUUAUGUAGAAAUAUGUUUGGAAUUUAUCAAUGUGGAAGUCAAUACGAUGCAUAUGCGACGAUCGAUUCAUAUCCAGUGAAAAGAUGGCAUGAAGAGGAUCAUAUUUACACAAUGUACAAAAAUGGAAUGGUUAUAGACGAAAACGACGAUCCAGAAUCACAUUUAAUUCAUUUGCCACCAACAGUGGAGUAUGUCCUUCAAUCGAACCCCUAUGAAUUUAGUUAUGUCCUAAGGGGGAUGAACAACGAUGUGGCGACAACCAUCCGUUUUAAAAUGAUAUCAUUCACUACACAUCCACGAAACAAGAAAAACAUUAGUAGUAUUUCCAGUAGCAAUGAUAAUUCAUUGAAUGAUAUCAAUAAUAGUAAUUAUGAUUCCAGUUUGAAUAGAUGUUAA
Molecule: messenger RNA, 522 nt
Organism: Heterostelium album PN500
Lineage: Eukaryota; Evosea; Eumycetozoa; Acytosteliales; Acytosteliaceae
Exons: 3
Coding region: 1-522 (173 amino acids)
Source: RefSeq, a predicted model, not a curated record